Dendrobium catenatum is the source of this 1234-nucleotide messenger RNA. Its product is annotated as phytochrome-interacting ankyrin-repeat protein 2. Gene Ontology annotation, molecular function: protein binding. The coding region runs from base 626 to 1150 and encodes 174 amino acids. Lineage: Eukaryota; Viridiplantae; Streptophyta; Magnoliopsida; Asparagales; Orchidaceae. The transcript has 3 exons. The record is from RefSeq and is a predicted model, not a curated record.
ACCUCCGUCCUGUUUGCCGAAUAUUUUAGCAGAGAGGGCGGGGAAAGGAUAGGAAGCGUUGAAAGAAAGGAUUCCGGUGAGGUUAGGGUUUUUGCUUCUAUCUGGUAACAAAUUAUCGAUGCUUAAGCGCAGACCACCACGAAUUCCUUCCGUUCGCCUCUUCCUGUGAGCCUUAUUUGUCAAAUCUCUUCUUUUAUUUUGUGUUCCCUCUUCGUUCCUCUUAUAUUUUCUCGCUUUCCCUUCUUGUCUUCGUUGUGUCAUUCCAUUAUGAUCCUAUAUUCUAUUGUUAUGCCCUCGUCGAUUGCUAUUCCGUUCUCUGCACCUCAAAAUCUCCGUGUCUUUGGCCCUGGUUUGAAUCCGUUUGAGACCAACGGUAUUGGGAUCGGUUACGUUUCUCGUUAAUUCUUUGGUUUUGAAGAAUCACUGGAUCAUGUAAGCGUUUCAUCUCGUUUCUAAGCUCUCUUUAACGUUAUAUUAGGGCUUGCUUCUUUAUAUUCUGUAGAAAACAUCUCAGAAUCUCUAGGUUUUUCUUGCUAUACGGGUAAUUUCCGGCGUCUUCUUUUCGAUCCGGAUACCGUUUUUUCUGCUCUUUUUGUGUUGGAAAUUCGGGAACACUUGGCCUAGUAUGCUGCAAGCGCAGAGAGCACUUCCUCGGCGCCAACUGUCAAAUAGGCGCUCUCUCAGGCUAGGCGACAGGGACAGAGAUGAUAGGGGCUGGACCCUGCUGCACAUCGGUGCUCGGAAGGGUGACCUGAAAAAGGUGAAGUGUCUUCUGGAAGAGGGAAUGGAUGUGAAUAUUCCUGCAUGGGGUCCAAAAUCUCAGGGAGAGACUCCUCUACAUCUUGCUGCUCAAGGCGGACACAUCAAGGUUAUGGACCUGCUGCUGGAACAUGGUGCAAACAUUGACGCUAGAACCAAAGGCGCAUGUGGCUGGACUCCUGUACACAACGCAGCCAAGUCAAGGAACAAGGAUGCUGUCAGAUUCCUGAUUGAGAACGGAGCUUUCUUGCCCCCUGACAUGCACGAUAACAGGUUCAAUCCUCCACUUCAUUACUGCCCAGGCCUGGAGUGGGCAUAUGAGAUCAUGAGAAUGCAAAGUAGUGAUUCCUCUUCUGGUGAGACUACCAACACCAGCAGCUCUGACAGCUGAAGGAAGGAAUCAUAAUAUGCUCUGUUGCUGGUACCUAAUACCUGAUCAUGGAAAUAGUCUGUAUGUGAUGCAACAACUUGUUUC